CUCAUUCUUUCCUCCAGCAUGCCAUUCAGUAGGUUGAGUAAUCCACGGAGUAGACGACUAUUCAUAUCCUAUCUCAAGGAUUGGGUGCUUGUCGUCGUUAUGACUGCGAUAUUUUUUGCUAUUGACCAACUACCUCCGUAUCGACGAGAAUUCUCACUUGAAGAUAAAACUAUCAUGUUCCCAUAUGCUGUGCACGAGCAUGUGCCAGUUUGGUUACUCUUAGUGCUAUGCUUUAUCGUCCCUUUUGUCACCAUCUCAUUAUACUCUCUGCUUGUGCGCAAAAGUGUUCGGGACUUCCAUAAUGGCAUUUUAGGAUUAUGCCUUGGACUUUCGAUGACGAUCAUGAUGACAGAUAUCGUAAAGAUAACAGUUGGACGCCCACGGCCAGAUAUGUUAGACCGCUGUCAGCCAGCCGCCGGAAGUGUUGAUCCUCCUUUGGGAUUGAGCAAUUAUACCAUAUGCACCACCGAUCUCAACGGCUAUUUAAUGAGAGACGGUUUCAAAAGCUUCCCCAGCGGACACUCAUCCUUUUCAUUUGCUGGUCUGGGAUUCUUAAGUCUUUAUUUGGCGGGUAAGAUGCGGUUGUUUGACCAGCGUGGCCAUACAUACAAGGGCUUCAUAUUUGCUGCUCCGUGGACUGGUGCUUUGUUGGUUGCUAUCUCUCGUACAGUGGACUAUCGUCACCAUUGGCAAGAUGUGACAGUUGGCGCUAUUCUGGGCACUGGAUUGGCUUUCUUUGCCUACCGACAGUAUUACCCACCUCUUUGGAGCGACAUUUGUGACGAACCUUUCGCUCCUCGUAUCGAUCUGGACUUUGCACCACCUAGGCAUGACUUUUCCAAUGGUGCUGUAUAUGCCACCAUGCCUGACGAUAGCAACAACGACCUGCUUAACGAAGGUUCACCUAGUCAUUUCAGCUUAGGACAGGGGUCAGGUUCAAAUCAACACAAGCAUGGCGUACGAGCAACCACGAACGAAGCUUCUCUUGUAUAAAGUCUAUCCUGUGAUGUUUCCUCUCUUUAUCUUUUGCACUGUGCCUUUUGUGUAUCAUAUCGUAAAAAUGUCUAUAAGAUGUUAUCGUUGGGUCUGUUGAAUGAAAUGAAUUGUAUGUUUUAUUUGCACUGUGACAAGGGGGUACUCGAAUGUGACAUCUCGUGAGAUAAGAGACUGUUCUGAAAAAUGUGG
Messenger RNA from Umbelopsis ramanniana AG, 1185 nucleotides. RefSeq lists its product as uncharacterized. NCBI's taxonomy places the organism in Eukaryota, Fungi, Mucoromycota, Umbelopsidomycetes, Umbelopsidales, Umbelopsidaceae. The transcript has 6 exons. Gene Ontology annotation, biological process: phospholipid metabolic process. Gene Ontology annotation, molecular function: phosphatidate phosphatase activity. Bases 19 to 993 code for a protein of 324 amino acids. The record is from RefSeq and is a predicted model, not a curated record.